This is a messenger RNA of Pleuronectes platessa (European plaice), 8183 nucleotides long. RefSeq names its product coiled-coil serine-rich protein 1 (gene ccser1). The record is from RefSeq and is a predicted model, not a curated record. The coding region runs from base 304 to 3357 and encodes 1017 amino acids. The transcript is spliced from 11 exons. NCBI's taxonomy places the organism in Eukaryota, Metazoa, Chordata, Actinopteri, Pleuronectiformes, Pleuronectidae.
GGAAGAGGAGGAGGAGGAGGCUCUGGGCCUGUCGUAGCUGCAACAACGCGGAAGAGGAGACGCAGGAGGAAGAGGAGGCUCCACGUCACGGAGGUGUGUGAUAUUGUCGUCAGCGCCUCCACAAGGUGCUUCCUCUGCGCGGCUCCGGGACAUUAGCACCGGGACAGGAACCCUCGUGUCGCCCCUGACAGCUCGGACGUGUCCGCGGAGAGGAGAUCCACAUUCCGCCGCCUCUCGCACCCAGCGGCCUCGGCAGACUCUCUGGGAAUCCGCGGAAGCGUACUCCACUGCCUCAGCUUCUCAAUGGGUGAAUCCGGCUCUCGUCGCUCCACACUUGUUUCCCGCCUGCCAAUCUUCCGCCGCAGCAACAGUAAGAGGCAGGAUUCUCUGCCCUCCUCUCCCUCUUCAGGUGGAGUGGGAAAUGGUGUCCACACUUCCUCGCCCUCCAGCACUAACUCCAGUUCUGGCAGCACAGGGAAACGCCGGAGUCUCUUCCGCACUCCAUCUCUUAGUUUUACGAGUAAGCGGAACAGUGAACCCCGUGUGCAGCCAAUCAACCUUAACCUCACUCCUCCACUGACACAGAGCACUGACGCAAAUGGAAAUAACCAGCAGUCGAUAACAUCGUCAGUGUCGACAGGGUUCAGUGAUGGAGGCGGACGACCCAAGUCGCGCCACUCGUUUGGGUUCGGCAGCCACAAGCAGAAGAAAAUCACACGUUCUAAGACGGAGGAUUUUGAGAAAGGAUCCUCUUCCUCCUCCACAGCCAAUCGAAAUGUGUUCAUAAACUGCAUCAGUGGCUCAGGGGUGAAUGAGGGGGACGACUCCGGGUUCCUCGAUGACUACAGCGGUGGCAGUAAUAACAAACGCUCGUCACGCCAGAAGAAGCAGCUGCUGCCCAAGUCUUUCUCGGCUCACCACCGCUUCUCGCGCAACUCUGAUCACCACAGACCUCCAGAGGUGAAACUGGAACCUCCCAGCUCCACCGCCACCACCACUCCCACCAUCACUCCGGGGGCAGGGGGACUCACGCCAGGGUCAUGGCCAGGCGAGUUGCUCGGAGCCAGUGGCGAGAGCUCACUCCAGUCCCCUAUGAUAUCAGAAGAUCGAACUACAGCCAUCACCCCUUCAGAGUUCGUCCCCAUCACAGAGGAUUCUGUAUCGGAGGUGGAUGCUCUGCCAGCUCCCAGCCCCGGGUCUGCUUUAGCCCCUGGGCCUGUGUCUGUUCCUGAGCCGGCUACUGACCCAGCUCCACCUGACCUGCCAUCUGUUCCAGAGAGCUUCAGCCUGGCGGUCUCCACCUCCCAGGUUUUUUUCACUCCGGCUCAGUCCAGCACUGAAAAGCCAUUACUCCCCGACACCAGCACAGCCAACAACACGGACUAUGAGACUGCCAUUUCCCUUUCUGAGCCCGAGACAGCUGUACUCUGCCUUCCUCUGCCCGAACAAUCACUGGAAGAGAGGAAGGAGAGGGAGGAGGAGCGAAAGGAAGCGAAGAAAGAGGUGUCAGCAGAGGAGAGGAAGAAGAAGAAGAAGGAGGUGGUGGAGGUGAGGAAGGCGGGGUACCUCACAGAGACCACGAGCGAGAGCGAGGCAGGCGGGGUGCGCAGCGAGGGUGGUCCCUCCAACCCAGAUCCCCCGGACAGGCGGGUGAGACACACGCUUUCGGUGCAAGAAAGAGGAAAGUUCUGCGGCUGCCACGAACCCAGGCCGUCUCACUUGAGGAAACCACACACAGCCUCUAUGUGCAGCAGCGUCAGCCCCUACCAUGAGGUGAUGAGGAUGGAGCGGCGUCUGCGCUCCUCGUCUGAGGGGGCGGGUGGGCCUCGUAUCCCAGGCAACCACAGGGAUGCCCCGGGCAUGGAGGGAUGUGGUCUGCUCAAACACCGAAACAACUCUUCCUCAUCAAAGCUGGGAAGUCUGGACUUUUUAAACAACCUGGGCUCCUCAGAGCUGGAUGAAGAUGACCUGAUGUUAGAUCUGGACCUCUCUGACGAUCAGCGCCAUCGACACGUGUCCAGAGAAGACUCCAGCCAGUCCCUGGCCUCCUGUCUCAACCUGCUGCCCUCUCCCAUGGACCCAUCAGCAGACCGCAUCCCUGGGAAAGAAAACAAUCAGAGGGAGCCCAACCGUCCAACUACCCUGCUGCCUGCCGACUGGAGCUCGGGGCUGGGUUUUGGGAGGGAAGACGAGUCCUUACCCCCAGGGCUGGAAGCGCUUCCACUGCGACUGAUGCAGCAGGACUGUACGGCUGUCAAAACCCUGCUUUUAAGACUUAGACGCACACUGCAGGAGAGCGCAGAGACGAGUCCUGCCAGCAGCCUCCAGUCUCUACCUAUCAGCCCUUGCAGUGAAAAGUCCCUUCCGUUCAAGGAUCCCGGCAGAGAGGAGGCCUUGUUGCAGCAACUGAGGGAGAAAGACGAGCUGAUUCUCCGACUCCAGAGUGAACUGGAGAAUGCCAAAGCUGCCCUGAAGAUGAAAGACCGCCAAAUGACUGACCGUGUAACACAGACCGAGCACAUAGGGCCAGAGACCAAUCAUCCAGGCCGGUGGUCAGGACUAGGCAGCAGCAGCAGUCUGGCCCCAAGGGACCGAAGGGUAGUGCGGGUUGUGGGGGCAGCACUCGCAGGGGACCUGUGUAACCAGCACGUCCUCCAUCACCAUCCACCUCUGCACGGCCACCCUCCUGCCUCAGAGCGACACACUGCCAGGGAAGAGCGCCACUGCCAUGGGGCACUGGCGCAGUCUUCAGCCCGUCACCCAGCAUCAAAUCUGGCUACAGGCUCCUCCAGCCUGUCCCUCGCCGCCACCGCUGUGUCAGCCCUAGCCUCACCUUGUACUCCAGCUCAGCUCCUAGUGUCACACCCGGGGCCCAGUCCAAAUCAAUGCCCGGGCUCCGGAUCGGCAGCCGCUAAUCUCACCAUGAUUCCAUGUCUGUCCUCCAGGAUGCCAGAGGGGGUGUCCUCCUCUUCUGAGUCCCUAACUGUAGGAGGAGGAGGAGGAGGAGGAGGAGGAGGAGUGAGUCUGUCAGGUGGAGUGAGGAGAGCAGGAGGAGAGCACCACCCCCCCAGCCAUAUUCCCCGCGCAGUCAUGGCCAGCGCCUCCUCGAGCCUCCACAGCCUCGCGGGCAGGGGAAGCCCCUCGCCAAGCGUCUCGUCGUCCGACCAAGCCUCCCCUCCCCCUCCCACACCUUCCUCUGCCUCCUCUUCGUCCUCCUCGUCCACCACAUUUACGGGUCGUUUAGGACAGCCACCUCGAGGCCCUCUGUCCCUGCAUAGCUACAGUCGUAAAAAUGUCUUCCUCCAGCAUUCCCUACACACUGCCGAGCUGCAAGCUCUGACACAGCGAGACAGUUGAGAGGGCUCAAACCUUUACGCUCUCCCCCCUCAACCAUAAGCAGCCACAUUAUUGACUCAAGUGACAAAAUGUGUAACUUUAGAGAAACACCGCUGCUCCUUCGGAACGAGUCUCUUGAAUUUCACUGUCUCCGUUUCUCCGACACUUGAACAGCACAUAGUUAUAGUCCCUGCUGUUUCUCUUCACUUUGCUCAUAAAACCCUUCGCUGACAUUUUGUUCGUAGGCCUGCUCACUUAAACACACGAUCAUUCGCAGGUGCACACACGCAGGCUACGAGUGUGAAAAAGGCACUCACCCGUCUAUCAGAACUCCCACAUAGUGUCAUGCUGACAAUUUAGAUGUGCUUACGCCCACAGACACACAAAGUGCAGCCCAGAGACUCACAACCCUUCCACAGAGACACACACUUACACUCUCAGGCAGAUAUCUCCACUUAUAUCUCUGCUUCACAAUCUGUACAAACAGGGUUUUCAAACCAGGACAGACACGUGAGGUUUCUAUUUGUUUGUGCUUUUGUUGAUGAGAUUUAUUUUUUAUUCCUUGAUGUUAAUCAUUUUUACCAGUUUAAACCAUGAGCUGCUUAAGGAACUAUGGGAAAUGACCGUAGUGUGUGCUUGUAAGGAUUUAUUCUCACCUGGCCAAAACCCAAGUCAGAUCCACUCCACAUUCCUUAAUGUCCACUUAGGAGCCAUCUGCAUCCACUACCCUCUUACAGCAUGCUUUUUUAAAUGUAAGGGAAAUACAGGUGGGACUUUUCUACUGUAACAACAGCGGGGUCCGGGGUCUUUUGAUAAUCUUUCAGUAUCAACUCUCACCUCAGUGUUUCAAGAAGGGAAUCGAACAUGCUACGACCUCGAAGAAAUGUGCUUUGAGAACUUGUCGAUCCCACAUAACUAAGAGAUCACAUGCUCUCUCAGAGUAACUGGACCACUGUUUUUAAAAGAAAGCAAUGUUGCCCCAUUAUAUACAAUAAUUAAUAUGUGUUUGCAAUGUUAGAAUAGUACGGUACAAAUUUAUCAAUUCACCCCUAUGAUUACAACACUAUUCUGAAUUAUUAUCACUGCAGACUUGUCGAACAAGAUCAAAACAAAGAGAAGAAGGAUUUGAAAUCUGGAACAACCAGCAUUGUGUAUGUUUUUCCAAAAUGUACGUGUGUGUGUGUGUGUGUGCCGGGUUUUUGAAAGAAGCUCUUCAAACUCUUCUUUUAGGGCUGGGUAUCGAACAGGGAUACACACCUGUGCUUUGUUAAAUGUCAAUACCAAUUUUUAGGAAUACAGAGGGAACAAAUGUGUCUCAAAUCAUGGCGUUAUAUUUCCUUCACAGAUUUCACAUCAUCAAGUUAUUAUGGAAUUAAUUGCCAGGAGUCUGAUUGUGUUUGGCCAAGAAAGCUGACAGAAAACUGAUCUCGUUCGAAUGCUCGAAAGAAAAUAAACUGAAGAAGUGAUUUUAUAAUAUAUCCCAUUUUGAAAAAGCACCAGCACUGAGUUUUCCACUGAUACCCAGUCCCUGAAGGAUCUGCUUUUGUCCUGAUCUCAGAUGUGUUGGUUUAUCUUUUUGAAAACUGACCUAACAAGAUGGUGUUUGGUAAAAUAAGGCGGGAAUAUUGUUCUAGACAGUGGGACACAUAUCUUUUGAGUAAGAUUUACAUAGACUGUAACUGCCAUGACCUGCUGAGUCGUACAACUUCAUUCACGUUAGACGUUUCACAAUUUAACAAGUGAGGAAAUCCAUCAGGACCUUCUCAAUCUGAGCAAUGAAUAUACACUCACCAAUCACUUCAUAAGCAGCACCAUGCUAAUGUUGGAUAUUGCCGUCUCACGAGAUGUUGGAAACACUCCUUUGAGAUUCUGGCUCAUGUUGCAUCACAUCAUUCCUGCGGAUUUGCCAUUCACCUGCUCAACCGCAUCCCAAAGGUGUUGUGCCUAAUCCAGACAUAUUGAUCCUGGAGGUGAUUAAAGUACCUGAUUGUCUGCAUUGUGAAAAGAGUGUGAGACAACCUGCUCUGUGAAGUUGUGCAUCAUCAAGCUGGAAGUAGCCGUUAGAAGCUGCUAAGUUGUGGUCAUAAAUGAAUGCUUGUGGUCAGCACCAACACUCAGUUACCAGGCUGUGGCUUUCAAACUAGGAUUGAUCGGUUUUAAGAUUUUCAGAGGGUGCCAAGAAAAUAUUCCCCCCCCUCACCAUUUCAGCACCGCCACCACCAGCCUGACGGUUGACAUGAGGCAGGCUGGGUCCACGGAUUCUUGCUUCACGCCAAAUUCUGCAGAAAUUGAGAUUUAUCAGUAAAGGGGACAUUUUCUGCUCUUCAGCGAGACUGUGCCUAGUGCAGAUUUCUUGGCUGAGGGCAGAUGGACCCAACAUUGUGUUGAAGCCCAUCCACCUUAAGGUUUCACAGGUUCAUUCUGAGAUGAUUCUCUGAGUAACUCCAGCUCUGUCAGCUCCAACCAGUCUGGCCUUUCUCCUCUGAACCCUCAUUAACAAGGCGUUUCUGAAGACAGGACUGUUUCUGUUUCCUGCUAAAUUUCAAAUAAACUCGAUCAACAGUUUUAGAAAUACUCAAACAUGCCUGAUUCCAACAAGUCAUGACACGGCCAAAGUCCUGAACAUCCCAUUCCCUCUGACCUGAUCGAUUUGAAGCUCCUGACCUGUAUUGCAUUAUCGCAUGAGGUGUGUAGGUGUUUCCUAUACAGUGAUUGGUGAGUGUACACAUGCUGCUGAACUGAGUAAACCGUCAAACGCUCCUUUCUUUCACCCACUGGCUUCUGGUCAAAUCUGAUAAUGCUGAGCGGGGGGUGGGGUCCUGCCCCGCUGCCGGGUGCAGGCCAGACGUUCACUGCUCUCGGCAUCCACACAAAAUGUUAGGUUUGGGAUAAACUGUGAGUGGUGGGGGGGGCGAGUGUGUGUUGUAAAGCACACCUCAUGAGGUGAGGAGCUGGUAGAGGUGAAGAAAAGCCCUAAGGAAGCCGGCCCUGAUCCCACUGGUGAAAGCUACCCAGUCUCCAUCUGGUCUUUUUCCUCACCCUUUCUCUUUUUGUCCUUAUUUUUUCUCCACCUCAAUUUGAUUCCAUCUCUAUCCUCCUCCAAUCUCUCCCUGUCCAUUUCCCUCCUGUCUCCCCAGCAUCUUUCUUUGUUGCAUUCAAACUCACUGUUGUUCUUUUCCUCCUUUUCAGCCUGUCAUCCUGCUCUCCCCCCCCCCCGUGCAUCGUGUCCCAGGUCCCUCCUUCCCCCCGUCUCUACCCUGCUUAGCCUACUUCUACCCAGAGCCUGUAUUCUCAUAUAGUCGGUGUCCGUCACAGACUCUGCCGGAGCAGCUCUCGGUCCCGGGCGCUGGGACCAGCAGCGCCGCCGAUUCCCAUUCCAGUUUUCUAAUUAGAGAGUAAUUUUACACCUGCUGAAUGCAAUGAGCUCCCUGGUCGAGUAGAGGGCCGGCAGCGAUGUGGCUCCCGAGGACCUGGCCUCCGAGCAGGCGCUGUAAUGUGAACUAAAUACCCCCUGUUAGCUUUGUUUACAGGUGGAGGGAAUAGUUCUUGUUCCGCCGGCCGACCUCUAAAGAAAAUCUAUUUACAUCCUUCAUCAAUGCCUGUGUCGCAGGUGAAAAGUCAUAAGGGAGUGUUCGGCUCUGUUUGCACUGCUCGCUCACACUUUAUUCCUCCGCCGUGUUUGCUUCAGCUACUGUCAGGUAUCAUGAGAGGAAACGGCCACUUCUGAGAAGGCAGAUCCGAUGUGGGAGCUGUCGUCUUUCUGAGACGUGUUUCCCUUUGCAACCGCUGCAGUGGAACGAUAUUGAAUUUCACUGCUGGGAAAACAAGGGUCAACAAACCUCAGCUCUUUUGUUUACUGAGCCACGUGUUGUACAUUCACUGUUAUUUAUUGUUUCUGCCUUAUUUAUAUUUUGGACAUAGACAAGUUUCCUAAAAGCAUCUUGGCACUAACUAAUGAAGCUAGUUGUCAUGAUAAUAAUCAUGGUGGAAAUUAUAUAACAAAUUCUGAUGAUAUUACUAUGAUUUUAAUGAAUCACCGAUACUCUACUGUUUUUUAUGUGCUUACUGUAACUAGGAUUUUUUUUUCUGUAAUAAAGAAUGAAUUGUAUAACUGUACAUAACUUAUUGAUAAUGUUGAUGUUGACACUGAAUAAUUAGGGUUGACAUACAUUGUUCGUUUGGCACUUAAGAGAUUAAAACUUGACAGAAAGGUUUAAGAUAUGUUUUUCAUUGAUUAAUGUUAAAUGCAGUCGGAGGUCUGGGCUAUUACCAAAGCAUCUCAGGCUGUAGUUACACAUCACAAACAAAGGUGAAAAACUGAAAGACUCUAAUGUUGAACUGAGUUCCCAUGCUAAAUUUACAUGUAAAGGCCAGUCGACUCCGAGUCCCCUUGAUUUUAUCCCGCUGUGCCCGUCCCCCUUAAAAUCCAGCCUUUGCACUAUGACUUUGAAAGACUUGACUUUCCCAACUUUUGCCGAACUGUGCCAGAAUUGUGAUGAUUGAUAAUCUAUUAAAGAUGUUCUUUUUCUUCUGCGUCUAAGUAUAUGAAACUGUUGGGUAGAGAUUCAUACUGUGAGCCCCUGACCAGCGAUAAGCUCAUAACCAGCUCACAUAUUCAUUAGGGAUAAUCCAUCCCGAACAAAAAACUGUCUGAUGGGUUUAUUUAUGAUCCAAAAAAAAAAAACUUUCAGUGUGUGUUCACCCAAAGUAUUUCUCCUCAGUUUCUGUCUGAGAUUGUUUUUGUCACUCACAGUUGUUUGUUCACAUGAGAAAUGUCCUAUCAAAAGAUUCCUGUCCACUCUCUGCUUAUUGUUAAUAUUUAAUACAAAUAAAAUAGAUGAAAACAU